Molecule: messenger RNA, 2764 nt
Organism: Toxotes jaculatrix (banded archerfish)
Lineage: Eukaryota; Metazoa; Chordata; Actinopteri; Toxotidae
Exons: 4
Coding region: 671-2341 (556 amino acids)
Cellular component (GO): nucleus
Source: RefSeq, a predicted model, not a curated record
CUAAGAACACAAUAACUUAGGUCAGUGACUAAUUAUCACUAAUACUCAAUGCGCCAAUCUUGACUAAGAAGCGUUAGUCUUCAACAGAGACCCAUUGAGCUGAAAUGAUUAAGAUUGUCCCUACGCACGACCCGUAUUCUAAAUCUCGGAAGUGCGGUUGUUUACGGAAUCAAGAGGAAAUGCGAUAGCUCAACGGAAAACAAUUUGUGACGUUAGAUUACAACCAAACCACUGGGUUACUUGUGCUACAGAACCCAUCUUGCACUAAGCCUAAACUCCGUGUACGUUAAAUGUGUCAACGUACGUUGACGUACGUUAAGUGUGUCUUCGAUAACUGCUUUUCAGAUGGUGGUCGUAAUCAAAACUAGUGCAGCAGGCUAGUUAGCUAACACUAACGUUACAAACGACGCUGCAGUUUGUUCAACAUUAGGUUUGGUGUGAUGGAAAUAACUAAACGGUAAAUGUGGACCAAGAAAUAUAGGUCUACAGCUUGUUAAGCACUGAGAGCCGAGUUUAAGACACUGGCGUAUUCACUCUAAAGAGACAGACGUUGGCUGUAGCCCACAUACGGCACUCCAAGAAAGGCUUUAAAGUGCCGGUCGAAAGCUGCCGUCUCUUUAGUUCACUGGAAAUAAACGUCUGUCCAGAGUUAUCGCACAUUAUUGACAUAAUGGCCGAGACCAUAGUAACGUUUCAGUCCCAACUUUCUGGUGUAAUGGAAACGGUAUUCAAAGCUGCCAUGUAUGAGAUCACUCGGCUGGUGGAGGAUAGUUUUUUGGAAGAGGUGACACGGUGCAGGGAGCAGGUCGAGUCCCUGAAGAGGCGACUGAAGUGGUCGGAGGGUCGACGCAAGGAACGAGAAGGAGACAGGAGGGGGAGGUGCACUGAAUGCGGGAGAGCCGGGGUGUCCGGUGAGGAGAAAGCUAGAUCUGCAGAAAAAAAUCUGAAACAAGAGAGUGUGCUGCAAGAAGAGGUAAAUAGCUUCCAGGGCACUGACGAAGAGGCACCUGAUCAUGAAGAGGAAGAGGCAAAACCAGAGGCCCACAGUACCACAAGGGCAACACAGUUUCCAGGUGUACAGGGUGAAAAGUUGGAUAGACUGCUCAAGGACGAAGCCCUUCGCAUCACGCCAGAAACCAAUGAGUCCCAAGAGAGAUGGGACGUCAAUUUGGAUGAAACAUCUGGUCUGCCGGGGCCCAGUAAACGUUUCACAGACCAGAAGAUCCCAAAGGGUGAUGUGAACUGGGAAGCUGGCUUUGACCAGAGGCCAGAAUCAGGCCAACACGGACACUCAGGUGACCCAUCUGAACAGCUUUUCCAGAACAGGUAUGGCAUGGAAGACUUGGGUGGUUUUGACAAGACUGGCUAUGGCGAUGCCAGCAUGAUCGAAAUGGGUAACUUAGAUGGCUUACAAGGAUCACCAUCCCACCUGGGUGAGGAUCUGAGUUACAUGGGGCACUACGAGGGCGAUGUUGAAGCACCUGAAGGAGCUGAGCAUCAAACGUACCAAACAGGUGCCCCACGGAACAGGAGGGGUACGGUCGGUUCACCUGCAGGCUCACCCUCAAGGACUAACAUUGACGUAAGUGGUGAGUUCAGCUGUUUAUUGAUUAAUGAGGAAGGGUAUCUACAGGACCAGAGUAUCUUGUACCCUGAACAGGUUUCUGGUGACUCAGGAGGGAGAUUGAGUUUUCGGGGCCAGGGCAUUCGACUUGAACCAUCUUUAGACAGCACAGAGGAUAUGUAUGAGGCCUCAGGUACAUAUAGUGAUACCUUAAAUCUGGGAGAGAGGUUGCAGCAUCAGGCAGCAGGGAGAGGAGGGAGGAGACACACUUGUAACCAGUGCUCCAUGUCAUUCCCUGAUUCUGCCUCUCUCAAAGCUCAUAAGCAGACACAUAAAGGCACCGGACAAGGGCCACCAUACACCUGUACCCAGUGUGGAAAGAGCUUCACUCAAGCGUGUAACCUCAAAGUCCACCAGAGGAUUCACUCUGGGCAGGGGCUCCACCUCUGCAGCCAUUGUGGAAAAGGUUUCCCUUCUUUCUCCGAUCUAAAGACACAUAAAUGUGGCCAAACAGGUGACAAACCUUACUGCUGCACUGUAUGUGGGAACAAGUUCAGCCGCCUCUGGAAUCUGAAGUUGCACCGGAGAAUUCACACACAGGAAAAACCUCAUCGGUGCACCAUGUGUGAUAAGAGCUUCACACGAGCGGACAUAUUGAAGGUUCACCAGCGUACUCACACAGGGGAAAGACCAUACUGCUGCGCUGUCUGUGGCCUCAGCUUCAAACGCCUGGAUCAUCUGAAAUCACACCAGCGCAAACACAUGACAGACCUAUAAAGCUAGAGACGUUUGGGGAAAGUAUCAGAUCAUUAAAGAUUGUUUGUGGUAUGGAAGGUUGUUAAAUGAAUAUUUUUAUUUGUGAGUCAUGGUUGUUUUCCCAUCAACAUUAAAACAACCCAAAGUCAUGUUGUCCGGUCAGAUCUUUUUUUUUCUUCUUUUCAGGUCCAUGUCCAUACCAGCUUUUUUGUUGGUAUGAAUAAUAUAAAACAAAAAUAACAUCAAAUACCCAUUUAUUGCUGCAUAUUUUGUUACUGAAAAUUGACUCAAUUUAAGAAAAAUUGGCUAAAACAGAGUAACAUCAUCCUUGUGAUUACAUUACAGAUUCAAAAUGAAACUCAAAAUGAGCCACAGCUGGAUUCUUUUUUCAUUUUCAUUUCUCUCUACCAUGUCUGUAAAUGUUUUCUGUAAAUAAAACGAAUG